Molecule: messenger RNA, 1400 nt
Organism: Globicephala melas (long-finned pilot whale)
Lineage: Eukaryota; Metazoa; Chordata; Mammalia; Artiodactyla; Delphinidae
Source: RefSeq, a predicted model, not a curated record
CGGGCGGGGGUGGCCAGACAGGGGCUCCGGGGAGGACGCGGAGGCGAAGCCGCAGUCCGGCCCCUCCCCUGGCUCGGACGCCGGCCCCCUCCCGCGGUGCAGGCGCACUCACGAUGGCGCGGCCAUAGCAGGCCGCCGCCUCCGGGUACUUGCGGCCCACGAAGAGCCGGUUGCCCUGCUCCUUGAGCUCCUGCGCGCUCGGGCUCUUUUCCGGGCUGCCGCCGCCGCCGGCGCUCAGCCGCGCGCCGCCCUCCUUCUCCUCCUUGCCCUUCAUGGCGCCGCGCGGCACGGCCUGGGCUCCGCUCCCAGGCUCCGCGCCGGGCCCGCCCUACGCCCUCAGCCCGAGCCCGCGAUCCGCUCGGGCCCGGUCCAGCGCUCCGCCACCGGAACUUCCGGCCGCGCAGGUGGGCGGGGCCAGCGGGAAGGAUGGCCUGCGAGCGGGCGGGGCCGCGCGUGCACCAGACGCGAGGCGGAGGAGGGGGAGGGGCGGGGCAGGCGGGGGAGCAUGCGCUCGCGGCGACGCGACGCGCAGCGUCUGAGGCCUGAGAAGUGCCGAGGUCGUCGGGGCAGGAGCCCGCUCGGGCACUCCGACGCCCCGCCCCCGAGGCUCCGCCCAGGCGCGUGGGGAUGGCGACUGCCCGCGGGCUCGGGCUGUGAGGACUCGAGCAGCUGGGCCAACGUCCUGGGGUGCCACGGGGAAGUGCUGCGGGCGCGCGCGAGCCCCCAGGGGCGGCUGGAAACCCUGGAGCGAUGGUGUCGAGAGGAGUUGCCCGCAGCCAUCGAGAAGCACGUGACACGCGACGAGCUGGAGCAGUUGCUGGCGUGGAAACUGGCGAGGGGCCACUUUCGGCCGCGCCUGCAGCAGCUCUUGACCACCAACUCCCCGGAGCUGGUGGUGCAGCGCUCGGCCGCCGCCUUCUGUCUCCUGCCAGACGUGAACGCAGCGGUCACGGAAUUGUGCGCCCUCCGGGGCGUGGGCCCGGCUAUCACCUCGCUCCUGGCUGCCAGAGCUCUCGAGGUAGCAGCCUUCAUGUCUGAAGAGGCAGUGGCCGCAGUGCCCGGUCUGCCAGCCUUGCAGUACACCCUGAAGCACUACCUGCUCUACCUGGGCCGGGUGCAGGAGGGUGCCACAGCCCUGAGCCAACGUGCAAUCUCAGGGCUGUGGACUCCUCACCGUGUGGAGACAGCACUGUGGAUCUGGGCUGUAGGGCAGAAGCUGUGCCCUGACCUGCUGCCUGACCUCGGUCCCAGCCUGGCCACCCUUGAGGACACCAGGCCAGCCAAGAACCACAGGACCCAGGCCUACUGACUUGGCUGUGGCCCAGGGCUUGCACACCUACCCUGUGAUCUCAGGGCACAAGUCUUUGGACAGGGGGCUGGCUGCUGUAGGAGCUCAAUAA